Molecule: messenger RNA, 2286 nt
Organism: Effrenium voratum
Lineage: Eukaryota; Dinophyceae; Suessiales; Symbiodiniaceae
Source: the annotation of a GenBank genome assembly
AGGCUCAAGCUUUUGCCUGCUGUUUGGGCUGAGGGUGCAGCUGCAGGCCGUUCAUCACCUCCGCAGUGCUGCGGAGGUUUUGCACAGAUUGCGCCUCGACACGCGAGGGUAAGAGGCCAUGGCGGCCCAGCUGAAGGAAAUUGUGGAUCGUCUCAAUGCCGAACCAUUCAAUUGCGACUUGUCAUUGGUGGGCUUCGAUGAGAAGGACCCGUUCGAGUUGAUGGAAAUCCUCAAGAAGGUCUUGACAUUCCUGGACCCAAAGCACGAUGUUGAUUUGCGAGAGGAGAAGCCUGAUGCAAUGUACCAAAGAAUCGCAGAGUUUUUGCAAAUUCUGGGGUAUCAGUGCUCGUUUGACCGUGAGUUCCAAGAGGGCCUCAUGGCAGGUGAUAAAAACACAAUUCAUCCAAUCCUCUACUGGCUCCUGAACCACUUGGAGCUGCUGCGAAAGCGUGCAUACCUGGCCAAGUUCUGCAUGAAUUUGGAGGUUCCCGAGGAGUUCCUGCGGGAGGAGCAGGUGUUUUCUACGCACCAGCACUACAAGGAAUUGCAGUCUCAGUUCAAAGCGACGCAUUCCCACGUGGAGCAGGAGCGGCAAGGACGGAUGAAUCCAGCAGAUCUGCAACGAGAGGUGCAGCAGCUGGAUGCUGAGCGAGAGCAACUGGCACAGAAGAUCCAGCUUCUUAAGGCAAAGACCGAGAGGGACGAGGGCUUCGCCCAGCUGCUCCAGGUCACAUCCAUGCUGAGGAAGGAGCAGGAGGAGGAGGCACGCCUGGCUGAGAAGCUGGCGGAGCAGAAGUAUCAGCUUGAGCAGACGGAGCAACUGUACAUAGAAAGAUCUGCAAGGCUUCGAGAGAUGCGCGAGGCGCAGAUGAAUGAAGGCGAAGGCAGCGCGGAAGCCAUGCUGAAGAUGCUGAGCACAGAGGUCAUCAAAGGUCGGGAAGCUCUGCAACGCGUCCGUAGGGAGGCAGAGGACAAGAUGGACCGCCUGAGAGAGAUGGACAGCGCGCUCAGCGAGCCGCCGGUGACCAAGAUGGACAUCGACAGCCUUGAGAACGAGAUCCAAGCGAUGCAGAACGAAAUGCAAUCCUUGGACGAGAAGCUGAACGAGCAGAAUCAGGAUUCGCGACUAGCAGUGUACAAGCAGCAGGCCAACCUGGUUGCCAAAAAGAAGGAAGCCGUUCUGAAGGACAAGAAGACAAUUGAAGACGAGCGUGACAUCCUGAGCAAAGAGCUUUCUAUUAAGGAGCGUGAAUACGAGGAGAUGAAAGGUCACAAGUACAUGAAGCGCGACGACUUCAAAAACUAUGCAGCAGCGCUGCGUGACAAGUCUGCAAAGUUUAAGCGCCUGAAGGCGGAGCUGGCGGAGCUGAGACAAGAGUUAGCGGAGCUUGAGAAAACGGAGCAGAGUCUGAAGGAGAAAGAUCCCACACCACUCGGGCUUGUAGAGACAGAGCAGAUGCUUGAAAAGGCAUCUGUGGAGAAGUCCCAGGUGGAUAGAGCAAAGGGCAAGACCCUAGACGAGAUCUCGGCAAUUGUCCAGAAGAUCAACACACAGCUUAAGGAGAAGAAAAAUAAGCUGGCGCCACAAAUCAAGGCGCUGCGAUCCAUUCGUCAGAAUUUUCAGCAAGUGGAGGUGAAGUACCUUGAGAAGAAGGGCCAAUAUGACCAGGCGAAAACAUUUGUGGAUGCAGAGCUAUCAAAAGUCUCUACGGAUGUCAAGCAGCUGGAGCAAGAUGUGCAGGAUUCGGAACAGAACUACUUUGAGCUCAACAUGCAGCUCAUCACUGCUGAAAGCAAGCUUCAGCGAGCAAACUUCGAGACUCGUUGCCUCCGAAAAGAAGAAGGCGCACGCCACUCAGAGGAGUUUGCGACCUUAUCUGAUCAGUAUGCUGCCGAGAUCAGCAAGCUCGAUGAGCAGUGCCGGGAGCUGCGAAAAGAUCAGAAAGUGGUGAAGGAGUCGCACGAGGACAACCUGAAGCAGAAGCGGGCCUUUGUCCAGCUUGAGCAGCUGAUGCAGAUCAAGUUCAAGGUGGCGAAGCAGGAGCUGCAGAACUUGGCGGAGGGGAGGUAUGGAGGCAUCGGAGCCUCCAGAACGGUCAUGGAUGCCUCAACUGCUGGAGUGGAGCGGUUGGUCAUCGAGUGAGCUUCAGGUUGCUUUGUCUCACCCUUGUAGACAGGCAUGCCAGAGGCGACUUGAGAAUCAGAUACCACCUCCAGUUCCUCCGGCUGGAAUUCAGGAUGCAUGGUUUCACCAACUUAUUGCAUGCUUCACAAAGAACACAGCAC